AUGAUCUAUUUGCUAAAUGUUGGUUUAUGCGUCCUAUUUGCAUUUAUUUACUAUUGGUUAACAAAGCCGCUCAAUCGAAUCAAACGUUUUGGCGAUGUUGGUGUAUUUGUAGGCAAAAUAAAGAUAAAUAAGCCGUACAGGAGAGCAUUUUUGGAAAAAUUGAAGAAAAUACGAUUUGUCGGUAAAAUACCACCUGUAUAUCCAAAUGGAUGGUUCUGUAUUGCUGAAUCGAGACAAAUUAAACUGAAAGAAGUUAUGCCAAUUAUUUUUCUAGGACAACAACUAACAUUACUCCGAUCCGAAACCGGAAAAGUAUACCUGAUUGAUUCAUAUUGUCCACAUUUGGGUGCAAAUUUUAGCGUCGGAGGUCGUGUUGUCAACGAUAAUUGUAUACAGUGUCCAUUUCAUGGAUGGAUUUUCAACGCUGAAACAGGCAUUUGUACACGUAUUCCAUAUGAAACAAAUAAUACAAUACCCGAACAGGCCAAGGUAUCCACUUGGCCAGUGGUCGAGAAAAAUAUGCAUAUUUACGCCUGGUAUCACUGUGAUGGGAAGGAUCCGGAAUGGGAAAUUCCAGAUGUCGAUGAAAUUAUCAAUGGUGAAUGGAAAUAUAAAGGUCGAACAGAGCAUGAAAUUAAUUGUCAUAUUCAGGAAGUGCCAGAAAAUGGUGCUGAUAUCGCGCAUUUAAAUUAUUUACAUUUAGCUGGUAUAAAUAAUG
Acanthocheilonema viteae is the source of this 718-nucleotide messenger RNA. The record is from the annotation of a GenBank genome assembly. NCBI's taxonomy places the organism in Eukaryota, Metazoa, Nematoda, Chromadorea, Rhabditida, Onchocercidae.